UGUAGGACGUCACAGUUCAUGACGUAGACGACUGCAUCCGGGAAUCCGGUGAUAGUAGUGAACCCAGGAUGGUUAUGUUGAUGCGUAGUGUUGUUGGUGGUUGAGCUGUGGGAGACAUGAGGCAUCAUCACCAUGAUACACCUGGUUGUGGUUUUGUCUGCUGCAGUUUUUGCACCAUCUGACGCUACGCAUGCGGUGCACUUCACCACACACUCCUCACCAAUACUGUCAGCUAUAGCCUUGCCCUUUACCCAGUCAUCCAUGCCCAGUGUCAAACCCACAGCUGCCUCUGCCACACAAACUACAACUGCCUUCACUCCAACUACAUUUUUGAUUGCCAUUAUUCGCUCUCCUGACAUAACUUGUCUGCGGUCUAAGGACCUCAUAUCACUUCUGUGGUCAUUACAACAAACAAACAAAAACAACAUAACACUACCCUAUACAAAUCUGUUGGAACAGGUUUGGAGCGCACACUUGUGGAAGUGCAUACAUUUAAAUUUAAUGAAACAAUCAUUAUCAAAACAAACUAAGUAUAACAAAGAGUUAAUGCAAGUCCACUUAAAGCAGAUCAAGCAUCUGUCGUGGCUGCAGAGAAUUAGUGAACAAAAUGAAGCACAAAUGUCUGAAGAAACCAAAUGGCAAAUGUCACUUACAAAGACACCAAAGUAUAACAGUAAACUAAUACAAUGGAUUCGUAUGUCAACAGAAUACACACACACACCACAAGGGCUAAAAGUAAAUGGCAAAAAUGAUGAGAAGAUAAAGUAUCUGGCUAACUAUCAUCGAAUGUCACAAAUACAAGAACCUUCAGUCAAUAAUAGUUUUGUGCCACAAACACAAAGAAAUGAAAAUCAAUCACUAACCCUCAUACAAAGACAAGGGAAACAGUCGUCCAUCAAAUUUAACCAACAGAUAUCACAGGCACAAACACCAAUAAAAAACAAACAUGGAGUACAGAAAUACAUGUACUCGCAGAAAAACAAACAGAAAUCACAGAGACCUUUAGAUAAAGACAAGAACAUGCCACAAACUUCCACAUAUAUGACCAAGCAGCUCCCAAAGACGAAAAUACAUAUUGGCUUUAGUGCAUACAUGAAUCGACUCAGGUCACCUGUUGACAAACGCACACCAGUCUUACAGAUGCCUGUGCAGAAGAACAAGAGGCAGCAAGUGCUGAAGAGAGACUCAAGUCAGUUGCUUUACGAUGAUAGUCAACAAAUGAAAACUCAGUACUCGCCUCCAUCACAUUCAAGUAUGGGUCAAGAGGCCUCCAGUCUAUUCAGCAAAACAUUAAUCAAGACUCAACCACAAGUGUCAGGGUUAAAAGACUCUCUUCAAUUGCCUCUGUUUCACAUGGCUUUGGUGGAAAAUGUGAACUUCACAUGGCGUGCUGGCAGCAAGAGGUACUACUAUACCUUUGAUCGCCUUUACUCUCAGGAUGAGGAGGUGCUGGAGGUGCCAGUCUUGUCUCUGCCAACCCAUGGCACAGUUCCCAGAAAGUCUAAAGUGUUCUCUGUGAAAAUCAAGUGUACUGGAAAUGCUUCUGGUAUUGCCACCUUUGGUAUCGGUCUUCUUAUCCAGACACGGCUUGGCAAGCCACUACCAGGAACUCCCCUUAGACUCAAGUUACGCAAGGAUUGUACUCAGCUUGUAGGCCCUGAUCCUGAGUGUGAUCAAAAGUGUGAGAAUGGAGGAGUUUGUGACGAAGGUCAGCGGUGCCUGUGUCGUGAAGGUUAUAUGGGGCAGUACUGCAACACUGCCCUCUGCUACCCCCAGUGUAUGAAUGGUGGCACGUGCACCAUGCCAGGCCGCUGCUCCUGCCCUCCUGGCUUCCAGGGUCGCCACUGUGAAGGAGGAAUCUGCCAAAACAAGUGUCAGAAUGGAGGAAAAUGUGUACAGAAGGAUACCUGUGACUGUCGCAGAGGUUACUAUGGUAACCGGUGUGAGUUUAGUAAAUGUGUUAUCCCUUGUGUCAAUGGUGGUCGCUGCCGUGAUGUCAACAAAUGUCGAUGUCCACUUGGUUUUACUGGUGAUCAUUGUGAAGUAGUAUUGAGUCAAGAUGUCAAGGCAACAUCCAUAUCACGUUGCAGUAGACGCUGUCGUCAUGGUACUUGCAAGAAAUCAACAUGUUACUGCCACGAAGGUUACACAGGUCGCUGGUGCCGAAGGCGUGGUGGCAGGAUUCGUGGCAGACAAGGAAAGAAAGUGUGGGUGUGAAUUGUGGCGCCAGAGUCUAGGUGUAACAUGUAGACAAAGCCAUCCCUGCCAGAGUCUAGGUGUAACAUGUAGACAAAGCCAUCCCUGCCAGAGUCUAGGUAUAACAUGUAGACAAAGCCAUCCCUGCCAGAGGCACUCACACCCUCGGACUGACUGCAUUUCUCCUCAAACACACCAGUAGUUAGGAAAAGUAAUCACAUUUAUAUAUAAUUUUAUUCUUUAUUAAACAGAUAAAACAUUAUCACCAUGCCCAUCACAGGUUUGAAAGCUCCUCAUCGUACUUGCUAACAUAGUACACCAAUCUUUAGAAGGAAAAUUUGUUAUGAGUUUUUGUUGUUGUUGAUGUAAAAAAAAUGAAAUAUAGUCAGUUUAUUA
Procambarus clarkii (red swamp crayfish) is the source of this 2592-nucleotide messenger RNA. The record is from RefSeq and is a predicted model, not a curated record. Lineage: Eukaryota; Metazoa; Arthropoda; Malacostraca; Decapoda; Cambaridae.